Messenger RNA from Ostreobium quekettii, 5043 nucleotides. The record is from the annotation of a GenBank genome assembly. Lineage: Eukaryota; Viridiplantae; Chlorophyta; Ulvophyceae; Bryopsidales; Ostreobiaceae.
AUGGCCGGGCGCCCCUCCGGCGGCGUCGCCAAGAUGCUCGAGGACGCCAACGGCGCUCACCUUACCGCUGAUCAGUGCGCCUACCUUUUGGACAACAGGGCAUCGGCGAUGGCGAUGCCGGGAUCGAGCGUGGAGGACGUCGGGUUCCCGAUGAUCCAGGGCGCGCCCGAGGGCUCCGAGCGGCGCCUGGGGCUGGCCAUGGAGGCGGUGAUCGGGUGGCAGAGGGAUGGGGAUCGGGGUCGCCGGGGGUUGGUGCUGAUCGAGGAGGAGGGGGCGGAGGAGUUUUCCAGCGGAUGGGUGGCCAGCGGCCUGGCGGAGGGGGUGGAGUACUCGGAGCCGGUUUGGCGGCCAGCGGACGGGGCCCCGGAUGGCGGAGGCGCGGGGGGUGUCGCGGGCGUGGCAAGAUGCGAGUCCACGGUCGUGAGGAGCGAGGGGGGGAAUGAGGGGAUCGAACGCCAGUUUCAUAUCUUGAGGGCAAGAAGGGUGGUCAAGGCAAAUGAAGACAGCAGUGCCAUCCUGUAUCGACUGGACAAGGUCCAACAGCAAAGAGUUCUUGUUACUGGGGCCACGAACACCUUUUUCACCACCAUGCAUCCGUGCAACUUGGAGCAUUUAAAUUCCAUCGCCACUGUCAAACACGUGCACCCCUUACUGGAUGGAGAUCAUCUGGUGGAAAUAUGUGAGCGUCGACAAAAUGGGCAGGUCGUAUUCACUGUGUGCGGCCUGCCCUUCGUUCAAAUGGCGGGCUUUUCAGCCAGCAGCAUCAACACCAUUUGGGACUACAGAGAGGCAGUUGCCAAGCAGAUGCCACAGGCAUGCUUUUCUGAGUCCUACCAAUUGGACAGGACGGCUGUGCUCUACCACAUCCUCAUGGUUGGCCCAUCCCCAACUGGCCCGCUGACCAACAUUGCUCAGUUGACACAGGUGACACUGCACCAGUCUGCAGGGAUCCAGGGCAGUGGGCUGUGCCAGUCUGUUGAACUGUCUGGAACACAAGCAACGCUGCCUCAAUUCCAAAGCACACCCCCAAGGUGUGUGCUGGGCAGUGGGACAUAUGCAGGGGCCAGCACAAAGCCAGAGUCCAUUGCUGCAAAUGUCAAAAUUUCACCUGUAGGUUCAGGCCCAGCCUCCCUUGGUAUGAAGCAACAAACUGAGUGGCAGUCAAGUGCUGGCAUGGCCCCUCACGAUGCCCAGGAUGAAUCACGAUCCAUGUGCACAAGUCUUAUGCUGGCAGAGAAGCACCAGGCAGAGGGUACUCUGGACUACAGCGGCCAACAGCACAACGUACUUUCGAGGGUGCAGAACGGAGGGCACGGUAAGGAGGUGCAAGAGGCAGGGUUACAAUCUUUGGUGAAGUCCACAGUUUGUGGGGAACAACACAACAGACUGCCAGGUUUUGCUCCAUCCAAUGCCAUGGACCAGAGAAUGCACAGCUCAAAUGGAAGUGUCCCAAGCAGUCUGCAAAGGUAUGGACCAGAGGCACAAGAGGCCUCUGGCGGGAGUGGACUUGCUCCAGUGGCUGGAGGCCAUGUGCGGCAGUGGCCAACUGGAUGUGUUGAUGCCCACAUUGCAGCAUCAAGUGGGGCCACUGAUCAAGGGCAUCCGAUCCCUUCACAUCCCCCUGCCAAUGCCUCACGCCAACAGCAGGCAGCGACUGCGGGAUCGACAAGGGACCAGCAGUGCAAGGGGGGGCCGCAGGGAGCAGGGCUACUCCCCACUGGAAAUGCUGGCACUGCUGUGCCUGCAGGGAUGCCACCUGCACCUCAGAGUACAGGCGAAACAGCUGUCUUGAGGCAUGAUUCUGGUGUUGUCCCUGGGCCAAGCCAUGCAAGGGACCACUAUGGCGAAAGCAUGGUGCAAGGGUCCCCUGUUCCGGUGGGGCCUCCAAUGCAGCAGCAAACUGGAGGGCCUGGGCACCAGCCAGGUGCUGUUUCUCUGGCACAACUGUUGAGGCAAUCGCAGCCACAGCCCAGUCCAAACCAGAUGAAUGCUUGGCAGGAUCGGAGUGGGUUUGGGUCGCAAGAUGGCAUGGGAACCUACUCCCCCUUACAAGAUGACAGCCAGCCUGAACAGGGGAAUGCCACCUGUGUCCAGACGAAUGUUGGUGUCAACAGCGUAGCACAUCCUAGUUCAGUGCCAGGAAGCAGACAAUCAGCAGUCGCAAGUGUGUCCCAGGACCAAGAUCACCAGGGCAUCACAGAAUGGCGGCAUGGGCCUGUGGGUGCACGCAGUGGAUGCCCAGGUGUGUCCCAGGCCCAAGAUCAGCAGAACAUCCUGCAGUUGCGGCACGGGCCUGUGGCAGUGCACAGCAGAUGUCCAAGUGCAGCCCAGGGUCAAGAGCAGCAGAUUGUCUCACAAAGGCAACAAUGGCUCAUUGAUGGGCAGCGCACCCAGGAGUGGCAACGUGGACCUAUGGAAGCGCACAGUAGAGGCACCACUCUGGCCCAAGUCGAAGGGCAACAGAGCACAUUGCAUUGGCGGCAAGGUCACAGUGAUGGACAGCGCAUCCCGGAGGUGCACCAGGGGACGGUAAGCCAGGUGCGAGAGCAGCAUGGGUUCUGCCAUUCUGAGCGUGGACAUAAUCUUGGGCAGAAUCAAACCACGCAAGUGAGGCAGCAUGACAGACAACAAAGCAACCCGCAGUGGCUGCAAGGCCCUCCAGAUGGGCAAAAUGCAAGUUUGAGUGCAGCCCUGGUUUCAGCACAGCAGGGCAUGCUGCACCCUCAAGGCCUCAGACAGGGGUCUUAUCCUCCAUCAACAAUCGGUGCUGCAGAUGGGCAACGGCAGGGUUUGUCAAUGAGUGGGGCGUUGGCUGGUGGUAAUGGAGAGACCUGCCAGGAGUCAGACCAGCAGCUGGUUCAAAGCGGAGUGUCAUGCCAUUCAACGGCAAUAACUAUGGCCAGCAGUUCAGAGGACAGAAUGUCUUGGCCAGGAUUCAGUGUGCCUGAUCUGAGGUCCGGGCAAGGCCACAGUGGUGUCAGUCGUCCUCCUGGCUUGGGUGCUCCUCCUGGCUUGAGUGCUCCUCCUGGCUUGAGUGCUCCUAUUUCCAAGCCACUACGGGAGAGGGGCCAGUCACAAACUGUUCAAAGGGAUGAUCUUUGGCAGCAGUCUGCGGGAUCCAAUUUGGUCACCUUUGCCAUUGAGAGGUUCACUGACUUGGUGGUGGACUGUCUGGGUGAAGCCUUUGCUGAGUCCAGCUGCCUGAUGGCCUUCCCCAGUACGGACCCCAAGGGACAGUCGAUCGUGCAGCAGAUGAGGGGUGCGAUGGAACAGUAUGUGUCCGGUUCCAUUGUGCAGAGGGGGACUGCUCUUGAGCUGUCUCUCUUGCAUUUGAAAGAACCUAUCAAGGCUUUGGUGCUCCAGCACAUGGACAAAGGGUACUCAAACGGGGUGGUGAUGGCCAUCUAUGCAAAGAUUACCAAAGUCGUCCGCCAGUGGAAAGUGUCUCUCAGGACAGGCAUGAUGGAGCAUGCAGAGAAUGCUGCAUUUGGGGAUGACGGGUUGGAUGUGCCAGGCAGCCGCAGCAUGGGACGACCAGCUGUGCAGGGCCCAAUUGGCACGAGACAGCCUGUCCCUGGGGAGUUGCCCAACACUUCCCAUCCCCCUGUGACAGCUCUUAGCGCCCCUUCUUCACGGAAGAUGGCUGUAGGUGGAUCGUUGUCUCCAGUGCAUCAAGGAGCUGGCAUGGGGGGAGCUGCGGCCCCUGCAGGCUGGGGCCCCUCUCAAGGUGCACAGGCACCUGAUUUUGCAAAGAUGAGUGAAUCAGAGGCCGUCAAAUACAUGAGUGGCCGGUUGACAAAUGAGGUUUUCAAGGAUCAUUUCUGUAAGCAGGUUCUCAUCAGGUUUGGUACAGUCAAUGUGCAGAGAUUAUUUGAUGACCUGGAUGAAUACUCUGAAGGACCUGCAAGCAAUCAGACAAUCUUCAGUAAUGGUGUCCAAUGGAAUCCGAUGGAUCUCAAAGGUACUGUUCCGUUUGGGCAAGGGCAGCAAGGCCCACGAGCAUUGAUGCCAGCUUCAGGGACAGGAACUCUUGUGUCGAUUGCACAGAACCAAUCACAAGUUCAACAGCAGGAUUGGGGAGCGUCACAUGACCAGCAAAAUGUUGCAACACCACCUGCAGACCUCAACGCAAGGGUGCCGUCCUCCAGCGGGGCAGCUAUGCGCAGCUCGCAGCAAAGCAACAGUCUGGUUGCACUGUCAGCACCAACUGUUGUGGCGCCCCAGCCCACCACUGGGCCUGCCCUCAGCCUGAGCGCUGCUGGACUUGCUGUCCAAGCACAGCCCCAAGGGACCAUUGGUCAAGGAGCAAGUUCUGCGGCAUCAAUGCUGCUUGCGGUGCCACAGAAGUUUGCGGCUUUGGCAGGCCCAGCCGCUGCACAGGCUGUUCCACAGGCACCGAUUCCACAGGCAGCAGCUGUGCAGGCGUCGGUUGCACAGGCAGCAGGUUCUCAGCUGCCACUCCCACUGUCACAAAUCAGAGGCAUCGGCAAGUUGGCCUCCACUGUGCAGGCCAUGAAGCCCGCUGGCCCAUUGAGAAGCUACCAACUUGCAUGCGUGGAGAAGGCAGCUGAAGGGGGGAACUGGGUGGUGGUUGGCCCUACUGGGAGUGGCAAGACGAAAAUGUUCGUUGAGAGUGCCAGGCGGAUGCUGGAACUCAACAAUAAUGCAACGGCGGUCGUGAUCUGCCCAACUGUGCCCCUGGCCACCCAGCAGGCCCUACAGUUUGUGGUGGAGGGAUUCCUCGAACGCAGCUGGAGAGUGGAUGCCUUCUCCAGCGACAACCAACUCAUUCCAGAACUGUGGCAAUGGCACCGGAACAACCACAGUGUCAUGGUCAUGACUGCCCAGAUCUUUCUGAACCUCCUGGAGAAGCAGGCUGCGCGUAUGACUGAGGUAGACAUGCUGGUCCUGGAUGAGUGUCACCAUGCCCACGGUGACCAUCCUUAUGCCAAGAUAAUGGAGCACUACAGGAGGACACCACCUGGCGACCGUCGGACACAGGUCCUGGGGUUCACUGCCUCUCCUGCAAAAAGCCCCUCCUUG